AUGGUCUCAUACUUCAUCCUCCCAAUAUUCCUGUGUCUCCUCAUUUCAAUCCGGAUUCACCCUCUCCACAUCUUUCCUGGCUAUGACAAUAAACCGCAGACCUACCCUUGGGUUAUCCUGAAUUCCGGACUCCAAAUAUUCCCUGUGUCGGAGGGUCUCCUCAGUAUCUCUCUGCAGAUGUUCACUGUGGUAGUGUGUGCAAAUUAACUAUUUAAUUGUUAAAUUACAGAGAUAAAUUCAGUCACUGUGGUUAUCACAGCAAUAUCUGGAAUCAAUCAUUUUCCUGAUAUUACAAAUGUAGCACUGAUCAUUGGAGUCCAGGUUGAUUAUUACGACAUUUGCCAGAUGAUUCCCAGACAGCAGUUCAUGGCAGAAUCCUGUGAUGUGAAAUACAAGGAGCAUCGCACAAGCCUGGUGAAUGCAUGGUCAGACAUGGCAAAGGAGAAUCAGGAUCUGAUCACGAAGAUUAUGAACCAGACAUCCGGAAUUAACACAUUCCAGUGGAUGCGGACUGUUGAGCUCACCAAUGACAGCUCCGUGAAAAGAUCGAUGAGAUUUGGAUUUGAUGGAAAGGACUGCAUUAGUUUACAGCCAGACAGAAUGAGAUGGGUUGCAUCAAAUCACUUUGCAGUGAAGACUACCGAGAAAUGGAAUUCUGAUAAAUCCUGGAACAAAUUUUGGAAGGCAAAUUUGGAAGAAGCGUUUGUUCAGCAUUUUAAAAGUUACUUUCAAGCUGGAAAGGAAUAUUUUGAAAGGAAAUUUCAGCCCGAAGUGUUCAUCUCCAGGAGUGAACCCAAUCGUCAGGACAAGCUGCUCACUCUCUCCUGCCUGGUCACUGGAUUUUAUCCUGUAGGCAUCGAGGUGAUCUGGCUAAGGAAUGGAGAGGUCAUGUCUGAGACACAAUCCUUGGCGAUUCGACCGAACCACGAUGGAACUCAUCAAAUCCUGAAAGAGAUUGAAAUCAGUGCUGGGGAUGAGGAUCAAUAUUCCUGUCGAAUUGAACACAGCAGCCUGGCAGAGACCAAGCUGUAUCAGUGGGAUUCUCAAAGUGGGACCUACACAACAGCUCGCACUCCAUUGCAGGAGAUUCACGGAUCCUCAUCGAGGAAUAACGGGAUUCUCAAAAUCCAAUGUUACAAUGGACAUCAUUGUGCAUCCUUCGAUAGCACAGCAGAGACACAGAGUUACAGCUCUUUCUUCACACCCAUUUCUUUCAGGACUGAUACACUGGCUGGAGGUGGUGGUGGGGUGCAGGGUGUGGAGGUUACUGUCAGCCACCGAGAGAUUGAACAGGGAUAUGGAGCAGGCACUGAGCCCUGGAUCACAGAGGGAAGUGAGGCGACACUGGUUUGA
Molecule: messenger RNA, 1353 nt
Organism: Stegostoma tigrinum
Lineage: Eukaryota; Metazoa; Chordata; Chondrichthyes; Orectolobiformes; Stegostomatidae
Product: class I histocompatibility antigen, F10 alpha chain-like
Exons: 8
Biological process (GO): immune response
Cellular component (GO): external side of plasma membrane
Source: RefSeq, a predicted model, not a curated record